AUGGAUUUCAAUGGCAUGCGAGAUCUUGAGUCUGAGAAACAAAUAUGGUCAGGCCAUUGUCGCGUUUCUAGGCUUUGGCUUGGUGCAAGCGUCACGACAGACAAAGUCCUGCAUUUAGACAUGAUCUUGAUGGAUUCCAAGGGAAAUGAUAUAUGGGUCCACAUCCCACCGGUGUUGCAAGAGCAAUUCAAGGCACUGCUUCAGGAACAAGAAGUUUACAUCAUCAAGGAUUACGAAAUUCACACGACCCAACUCAAAUAUCGCCCUAUUGCCAAUUCAUAUAUCAUGACUUUUAAUCGGGCGACUACUGUCCAACGUGUUCCUGAUAUCCCUUCCAUUCCUGCCUUCAAGUUCAGUUUCACUAAAGCAAGUGAGAUGAAGGAUAAAUUGGGACAAAUAAUCAUCCUCUCAGAUGUUGUUGGCGAGUUGGUGAAGCACUCAAAUCUCCUGACCACAACCAAUCUUUCUCGAAAAACCACUAGAAAGGAACUUGAGCUGAAACUGAUUGAAGGUGAUAUUGUGAGAGUUGUUAUCUGGGGUAGAGUUAUAACUGAAUUUGAUAAAAUAGUCAAACCUGUUGGUGAUCAACCAAUUAUUCCGGUAGUCACUGCUGUUUCUGUGAAUCUAUUCAAGAGUCAACUUUCCUUUUCUUCUUCUGGGUCAACAAUCCUGUAUCCUAACCUUGAUAUCCCGGAAGUGAAGGCUUUCUCAACAAGAGAUGUACAACCAGAGCAGCCCAUGUAUGUUGAGUUGCCCCCACCUGCUCCUAUUCCUGAACUUUCUCUGUCUGAAUUGCUGGAAUUACAUGUGGAUCCGGACAGCGAGGAAGGUGUUUAUUCUGUUACUUGCAAAGUAGUAGGGAUCAAGCCAUUUUGGUGUUACUUGGGUUGCCCAACCUGUGUCCUUAAACCCAUAGAGAGGAAUGGAGAAUACUAUUGUGUGAAGUGCAACAAGAUGACUCCAAUUAGACCUGCCAAAUAUCGGAUUCAGCUUGAGGUUGAAGCCAAUUCAAAAACUGGUCAAAACUAUGAAGAACCCCCUGCAGAUCUGCUCAAAGUAGUUGGUGUGACCAAGCUGUUCCAUGUGAAGUUCAAGCCAAAUCUAUACAGUGAUGCUCAACCCGAUUUCACUGUGUUAAAAAUUUUGGAGCCUGAAUCAACGAGUUCGGAGUCUAAUCUGCACAAGGACAGCUCCUCCUCAUCGCUUAGUAGUGGCCUUGAGUCAUCCCAAACUUCAUCUGACCAAUCCAUCCCCAUUUCAACAGCCGACGAUACUGGAUCCAUGCCUGUUGACAACAAACUCAAGCGAAAGAUGCCUUCAGUUUAA
This is a messenger RNA of Linum trigynum, 1326 nucleotides long. The record is from the annotation of a GenBank genome assembly. Lineage: Eukaryota; Viridiplantae; Streptophyta; Magnoliopsida; Malpighiales; Linaceae.